Molecule: messenger RNA, 2139 nt
Organism: Penicillium nucicola
Lineage: Eukaryota; Fungi; Ascomycota; Eurotiomycetes; Eurotiales; Aspergillaceae
Exons: 1
Coding region: 1-2139 (712 amino acids)
Source: RefSeq, a predicted model, not a curated record
AUGACAGUCGCACUUGAACUUCCCAUGCCUGCCAACGGCGUCGCACUUAUCGAGCCUACCAACGGUGUGAAUGGCAUCGUGGUUCCAUAUGAGAAACCCGUCGCACUCCUUCCCGCCAUUCCGCCCCCUCGCUUGGUCGAUUCCGAGACUAUCGCUGUUCUUGCCAAGCGUUUCAACCUCGACAAUUUCGUCAAUAAGCAUGAGGUACACAAGCGUGAGCUCACCGAUCUCGACGUCGAAUCGGUCGACAUCCGCGACAACACAUUUGUCGAUACCAUGAUCAACCUCAAGGUCAAGAACAACCACCACUGGCGCAGAAUCAUGGACUCGCGCCAAUCCAUCGCUACUCACCUGCAGUUCGCCAUUGAAGAUAGCGACAAGCUUCUCCAAGAUCUCACUGAAGUUACUGAGAAGCUUGACGUCGCUGAGCAUGAGUGCGCCGUUGCUGUCCAGAAGUAUCAAAAUGCCGAGAAGCGCCGAUUGGAUCUCGAGAGUCAGCUCGAGAUUGCCAACUGCGAGCUGGGCCGUGCUCGCCUCCGAAUGAUCAAGCUGGCCAAGGACCGUGAUGAGGAGUCCGUCAAAGCCCAGGUUGCCCAGCACCAGGUGCACAUCCGAGAUGGCCAGAUUGUGCAUUUCAAGAAGGAUGCUCACCGGCUCCAGAGCCUGGUUCUGCGCUUGACCGCCGAGCAUGCCGCGGCGGUUGAGGCGGCCAGAGAAGCUCAAAAGGGUGAGAGCUUCGCUAAGCAGGAAGCCGAGGAGGCUCGUGGCAGGGAGGAGCAGUGGAAGAAGGAGAAGGAGAGAAUCGAGUCUCAAUAUCAACAGAUUGUUGCUUUGUAUUCCAAGCUCACCGAGGAAAACACAAAGCUCCAGGGCGACUUCACUGUGAACAAGGAGCUUCUUUUCGAAGCCGAGAAGCAGGUCUCUCACCUGUCCAAGGCUCUGAAGCAACUCGAAGAGCAAGUCAAGAGACUGGAGGAAGAACGACGCAAGUUUGAUGCUAUUCUCAAGCAAUCACUGGAUGACCGCCAAAAGGCCAUUGACCGCGAGCAGAAGGCAGUUCAAGAGCGUGCCGAUGCCGAGACUGAACGUGAUCGCGCUGUCGACAGUGAGAAGGAAUGGAUGCGCAGGUACUCCGAGGCUCUUACUAUCAUGGAAGAAACAAAGUCCUCGCUUGAGAAGGAAAUUCACGAGAAGGAAGACAUCAAGGUGGAGCGCGACCAUGCAGUGAACAGGGCUCAUGUUGCCUGUCACUACGCCCAGGAGAGUCUCGAAUGGGGCCAGGCUCUCAACCUCAUCAACCACCAACUCCUGGGUGAAUGGGAAACCAUGCAGAAGGACAAGAUCAGCGCAGUCGAAGCCAGACUUCUCGCCGAGCGACAGAGCGUCGUUGUUCUCGGUGAAUCCACCGGUGCUACCGAGAAGAUCAUCGGGCUCGAAGCCGAAUUGGCAUUGCUGCAGCAGGGCCAGAGAGCCGCUCUGGCCGACCGUGUUUCUCUUGAGACGCAAUUCACCGAGACCAAGGACAAGCUGCAGGCCCAACUUGAUGGCAAGACCGAGGAGCUCGCCGGCAUCCACAUUGCUCAGCUCGGAUGGGAGAAGGAGAAGGCAGCCUUGGCCAAGUCACUCGACAAUGAGGCAAGCGAGCUCGCCAAAGCCUCCGCCAAGAUCACUGAGCUGGAGGCACAGCACGCCAGCGCCGAAACCGUCCUGCAACAAGAAGUCCGCAAGCUAUCCGCCAGCAUCAAAGAACUUGAGGACAGCCGUGAAGCCCAGAUUGAGGAGGAGCUCAGCAAGCUCAAGGCCACCUUCAAGGAAACUGAGGAGUCGAUUCGGGCUGAGGCUGAGAAGAGAAUCACUGUUUCUGUCAAGAAGGGACUGGAGCGAGUGAAGCACGGCGUUGAAUUCGACAACGUCAUUAUUCAGGAUAUCUUCUAUGCAGGCCAGCGUCUUGAUGAGCACAAGCGCAGCGAUGUGUUCAACAAGAUCGGAUCGCACUGGGGCUCAUCUGAGGCUCUCCACGUUGAGCCAUUCUUCAACGAGAAGAAGAAGCUUCUUGUUGUUGUGUAUCGCACCAAGAAGGAUGACGAGUCUCGCAUCCUCACCAAUUCGGAUGGUAACCUCAAGUUCCCCAAGAACUGA